UUUACUUACAUAUCACAUUAAUGCAACUGUCUCACAGUGUAGAGUGGUAUAUAAAGAUGUUCACAAGGCAACUUAUCAAGAGCAUUUUUCACCAACUAACCGCUACGCGGAAGUGCUGGCCGCUGCAUCGCCAACUUACCGCGUCUGUGGCCGGAGGAAAUGUCGUUGUACUGCAGGGACCGGAUCUUGGCUCACCUUUAAAAUUUCCCAGUGUUUGGUUACGCGACAACUGUCAGUGCAGCGCCUGCUUUCAUAAGAAUACUAAGAGUCGACAAGCAAACUGGACACGUACCAAUGUAGAGGCGCGUAUUCGGAGCAUAAAUGUCUGCCAACAAAAGAAAGUAACAAUUGAUUGGUGGGACGACCAUAGAUCGAGCUUCACGCUAGACUGGCUGCGGAACAGAGAUUUUGCACCGACGAAUCGCAAGCGCUACAUUGAAGAGAUUUAUAGACCACCAUGCCAGUUGUGGUCAAAGAAGGAAUUUCCAAACCUAAUUCGUACUUUCGAAUUUACAGAGGUUAUGGAAAAGGAUGAAGCUCUUUUGGCUUGGCUGGAAUGUUUGGCGAUAAUAGGUUUUUGCUUUAUAAAAAAUGCACCACACGAUAUAAGUGUGGCCAGACAACUGUCCGAACAUAUAGGCUUUAUAAAACGUACCACUUAUGGUGAAGAGUUUGAGGUAAAAUCCAAAGAGAAUGCCAGAAAUUACGCCUACCUAAUGGCUCCUCUGCCUCUACAUACCGAUUUGCCAUAUUACGAAUAUAAAGCUGGAAUCAAUAUAAUACACUGCUAUGUACAGUCCGAGUCGCUUGGUGGCAGUAGUAUUAUGGCCGAUGGCUUCUACACCGCAGAAAGAUUACGCAACGAGUUUCCAAAAUUUUACGAAAUACUCGUAAAAACACCAGUUGACUGGUAUGACUUGGGCGAAGACAAUGGCGUGGCGUUUCAUAAUAUUUGGCGCUCACCAGUGAUUUGUUUGGACGUGGAUGGCUGUUAUCACCGCAUCAAUGAGAACAGCACCAAACGCGAUAGUCACUUCACAGUACCACUUGAGCAGGUCGCACCCUGGUAUGAAGCCUACGACAAGUUCGUCGAGUUGGCCUAUGCAGAGGCUGUGGAGUUCAAAAUGGCAUCUGGCGAUGUCUUUGUCUUCAACAAUAGGCGUAUGCUUCAUGGACGCACAGCAUACGAAGACACGCCUUACAAUAAACGACAUUUAAUUGGCACAUAUGUCGACUGGGAUAUAAUUUAUUCGAAAAUACGGAUUCUUCGGGCCCAGCAAAAUGAAGCGAAACUAUAUUAGAAAAAUAAUCGGGUACUCUUUAUGAAUUUGUACAACGAUUUUGGGUUGCUGUGCCCAAACGCGUGAAUCGAAUCAAAAAACUUUUACACACACUUG
Messenger RNA from Rhagoletis pomonella (apple maggot), 1397 nucleotides. RefSeq names its product gamma-butyrobetaine dioxygenase. Gene Ontology annotation, molecular function: oxidoreductase activity. Gene Ontology annotation, biological process: carnitine biosynthetic process. Gene Ontology annotation, cellular component: mitochondrion. The coding region runs from base 21 to 1301 and encodes 426 amino acids. The transcript is spliced from 4 exons. The record is from RefSeq and is a predicted model, not a curated record. Lineage: Eukaryota; Metazoa; Arthropoda; Insecta; Diptera; Tephritidae.